CGAAUAGUAACCAUAUUUACUUUAUUAAACUUCAUACCUGCAAAAUGUUAUCACUCUAAUCCAUAGUACAGAAAUCACUAACAAAAAGAUUUACUCUGGGGGCUGGUUAAGAGCACCGGCUGCUCUUUUAGAGGACCUGGGUUUGAUUCCCAGCAUGCACAUGGCAGCUCACUGGAGUCUGUAACUCCAGUUUCAUGGGAUCUGACGCCCUCUUCUGGACUCUUGAGGCACCAAGCAGGGAUGUGGUACACAGAUAUACCUGAAAAACACACACAACUAAAAUGUUUUUCUCUACCCUAUGUAAGAUCUAGAGUAUUGGGUUUUCUUAAGCCCCGUGCUUUGCAGGCAACCGUUCUGACCAGACACAGCUAAAUGCCUGGUGGCCAUGAGAAGCUGUAAUUUCUGACUCUAGUCUUUGGGUUUCUACUUUGUUUUGUUUUGUGUGUUUUGAGACAGGAUCUUACUAUAAGGAUAGCCCAGGCUAUUCUUAAAGCAAUACUCAACCUCUUGAGUACUAAGAUUAUAGAACUGCACCACCAUAUCUGGCUGAGGUUUUUCUCCUCUCCUUUCUCCUUCCUUCCUCUUUAAGACGGGGUCUAAUGUAUUCCUGGCUGGCCUUGAGCUCACUGUGUGUCCCAAGGAUGACCUUGAACUCCGGCCUCCAGAAUGCUGGAAUUACAAGUAUGCAUCACCAGAGUUGUUUUGAUUUGGUGCUGGGAGCAGAACCCAGGGCCUUGUGUAUGGCAGGUAAGCACACUAUCACGUCCAUUCCCUAGCCCCUAGGCUUUUCCCUCCAAAGCCACUACACGUUCCUUUACGGGUGUGUGCGUGUGUGUGUGUGUGUGUCUUCAUUCACAAAAUAUUCGCCAGCCUACUGUGGACUUGUAAUUUCUGUUUGUGUAGUUAAAAGUGAAAAUAAAAACACUUACUAGGGAGUGGAAAGCAGCCUGGAGGUGCCCUCCCACCCCAGCACAGACUUAUCUUGUUUUCUGGGGAGCCUGAACUGGAAAGGCCCGAUCCUUAGCCUGGGGGUAAAAAGGGGGGCAAGAUAAUGACAUAAUUAAGGCUUGUGGCCCGGCACUUUUGAUCUUCAAGGACUAGAGCCCACAUGGCUGAGGCUCCAUUUGGGUUAAUUGCCCAGAACCAAGAAAGCUUUGCCCAGAGAUAAAGGGAAACUGGUGUUUCAACACUACAAAUUGUUCUGGGAUGGCUCUGGCAGAGCCUGGAAGCCUGGGGCCCAGAUGGCCCCACCCUUACAGAGAGGGUCCAGUGGGUUGCUGGGGACUGCUGGGGGUAGAGACCACCUGCAGGGGCGCAGCACCGACUUCCACUUUGGUUAUUUUUCCAGAUAAAGGAACGGAAUUCAGGGCAAGCCAGGGACAGAGCACACAAGACCAAAGUUAAGCAGCAAAGAGCAGGGAGACCUUCCAGGGGGGUGUGGCAAGUGGUGCGGUGUGCAGUCCUGGAGCUACCCAUUUAUAUUGCCUUCACACACUUGCCUAAUACAAAAGCAACCUGGGCCACUCCAUAUUCUUGGAUCUCCCAGGGGAUGAGGCACUCAGUGCCUGGGACCCAGUCUCACCUUGCUCUAUCAUUGGGAAGGGGGUCUAAGUCCCUUUGCCUCAGGGUGGCUGUUUGAAAUUAUUUUACAGGGCAAAAGACCGGCAUCGGUAUCAGAGCUCAGUAUCGGUCCUUGCAGCUGAUGAGUAACAAUGGCUGCAAUAAUUGAGCACGGAUAAUUGAGUUCCAAGCAGUUGAAGGGCACUAGCUAGGUGGAUGAGUCUUUGGUGAAAAGGUGUGCUUUACGUUUAAAAUGAUGAGCAAAUUGGAUGGUCUCCCUCCUUUCAAAGCUUCUCUGUAAAGUCUGGGUCUUGGGUUGAGAGGGUACCAACAAGGGUUAGAUGCUACCUGGUCACCCCAGCUGCGCACUCCCUCUCUUGAGCUAUUUGAAACACUUGACACUUUAAUUAUGGGCGGGAGGAUAUGUCGCACUGUGCCGGGGGCACUGGAGACAGGACGGAAGCAUCUGUUCUGGGGGCGACCGGACAUCUCUGGUCACCGCCAGGUGCACUGUCUGGUUCCUCUCCCCACCUUUCUAAGCUCCCGGCUGCUUACCGCCUACUUCCUCCAGGGACCCUCCAGCUGACCUCAGGCGCCCACAGUCCCUAAGAUGCUCCUAGUUAGGACUGGAUUUUGGGGGGAAUGGGUGGGUGCGGGUCUUUCUCUCGAAUCCGACUUGGGGGAUUGUUCUCAGCUGCUGGGGCGGGGAUGCCCCAUGGAGCCUGGAGCGACGCACCUACAGGCUAGGGCAGCAGCCGCCCACACCUCCUCCGACUCUAAAGUAUAUUUAGCCUCAUUAUCAAAUGUUUGCAGUGAACCGAGUGAACCGCCUAAUAGCGGCUGGAAGUGAAACUCGAAUCCCAGCCAGAAGGAAGCACGUGAUCUCUCCCACCAGAAAGGAUCACGGAGGCGCGGGCGGGACAGGUGCGGUGGCCUCGAGCGCAUGCAACCCCUCCAGCUCGGCUUGGUCUCUUGGUGUUCUUUGGAGGCCUGACACCUGAACCUCACCCCCUCACUCAACCCCUUCUCCAGAGGCUAAAAUGAGGACUGUCACGGGUCCCAAGGGAAGCCGAGGCAUAGGGUGGGGGUGGGGGGUAGUUUGAGCCGGCGGGUCCUUUAGGCUCUUGACCUCAUGACUUAGCCAGUUCCAGUUUUCAGAGACCAAGAGUCUAGCGAGAACCAGGAGGAACAGUGGGGGUCGGGGGUCGGCUGUGGGGGUGGGGGUAGGGGUCGUUGUCUCACACCAGAGUACCUUGUAAGCUUUAGGGCCCGUGCCCCAGUCCCCUCAGGCGGCUGGCGCCGGGCUGCACAAGCUCUUACCACCCUCGCGCGGCCGCUGUUGUUGCGGUCGCUAUGACGACGGGUCGCGGUUUUAUUUUUAAUAGCGGUCGGCGAUUAGAGCAGUGCCUGCGCCCAGCUCCCCGUGGCUCCCGCGUCCCGGGCGAUGAAUCCAGGCCUAGCCUCAUUCUGGUCCCUGAUGUCCCCUAGCGUCUUCAGAAUCCCUCCCGCCCGGCUUUGAUUUCCAGCUGGGCGUCCCUGCUGCGCCAAGAGAGUAAAGGGAGAGAGAAGCACCGAACUAGGUGGGGUCCCCAGGAACCCGCAGCCUCCAUGCGGAGGUGGUGGCCGGACAGGCGCGGCAUCCCAGCAAUGCAACCGGAUCUUCUUCCUGGAUUCUCACAUCCACCGUCACACCGGGUCGUCGAACCGCAAAAAGGUGUCCUUUGGUGCUCUCUGCCUGUGAGAAGGCCGAGGGCUUGGCGGGACAGGCCGCGCAGAACAAUCGGGAUAAAACGGUGAGGAACUCGACUCAGGUCUAGAGUGGUCCUGGCAGUCGCCACCAGAAGUCAUCCUCUUCAGAGCAGCAUAAAGUUUCACCAGUACGGACAAGGCCUGGGCUUUCGAAGACCUCGAGGUGGGGCGCUUCUCAACGUUUUCCAUACUCCCUCUUUAGGCCAAGAGAGGGUGUCCUCUUAUCUCCUGAGCAUCCCGAGGUGUUAGGGCUGGGGCGUGGUGAUGGGGCCUACAGGCCUAAGGAAGUCUGUAGAUUUGGGCUCCAAAGAUCUUCAGCUACCCCCUCCCCCCACGCCCACCAGGUAUUUGGAGCUAGGUGAGCCGCCCGUGUUGGGCCCUUCCAGCUCAGCCUUUGAAAUGCAGGAACCCGGGAAGCUGGGGAUGAAAGGCUCCUGCCCGGCUGCGCCUUUGUCUGGGGACAAAGAAGAUUGGUGGGGGAUUGGACCCGGGCUGGGUGCACGGGUUAAUUCACAUGAAAGGGAGUGAACUGGACAGGCUGUAUCCAGUUGCAUCCCUACCCUUGGAGCCCUCCAUAGUCUCCAGAGCCCUAGGAGGCUAACUUUGGGAUUUGAAAGGUCCACAAUCCUCUAACCCGAGUUAAGGAGCUGACAGGACUGGCCUUGCCGUCGGGUCACAUCCCACCAGGAAUCCAUCUCUCUCAAUGGGAGAACCGUCCAGCCCUGAUCAGACUUCUGUCCGCAUGUGCCUUCCCCGCCACCCGUCUGUACUGUGCCUUGGCCGGAGGUGGCGCUCUGCGCUGCCUUGGAUCCCAAGGUAGAACCCAGGAGUUCCUCACCAGCCGCUUCUUUUCUAUCUUUCCUUCUAUCCCUCCAGCUCCCCAUUCAGGGUUCGGCUAGGCCUUCGGCCAGGGGCUAAGGAUCUGGAGGGUGCAGGGUGUCAAGGUGGCGAUGAGGCAGGAGGCAGCCUCCUCCCCGACCCUAGCCUCGCUUCCACCUCCACACAAGAGUGCAAGUUCCUCAAUCAGGUGUCCCAGGCUUUGGCUCUGGGGCGCGGGCGCGUGGCAGCCGUCAGGAGCCCGGCUGGAGCGCCCGCCCCGCGGCCUCGCCUCCCUGCCGAGCUUCCAGCGCCUCGGGACGCGAUGAGGACCUGGGCUUGCCUGCUGCUCCUCGGCUGCGGAUACCUCGCCCAUGCCCUGGCCGAGGAAGCCGAGAUACCCCGGGAGUUGAUCGAGCGGCUGGCUCGAAGUCAGAUCCACAGCAUCCGGGACCUCCAGCGACUCUUGGAGAUAGACUCCGUAGGGGCUGAGGAUGCCUUGGAGACAAGUCUGAGAGCCCAUGGGUCCCAUGCCAUUAACCAUGUGCCCGAGAAGCGGCCUGUGCCCAUUCGCAGGAAGAGAAGUAUUGAGGAAGCCAUUCCUGCAGUUUGCAAGACCAGGACGGUCAUUUACGAGAUACCUCGGAGCCAGGUGGACCCCACAUCGGCCAACUUCCUGAUCUGGCCCCCAUGUGUGGAGGUGAAGCGCUGCACUGGCUGUUGUAACACCAGCAGCGUCAAGUGCCAGCCUUCACGGGUCCACCACCGCAGUGUCAAGGUGGCCAAAGUGGAGUAUGUCAGGAAGAAGCCAAAAUUGAAAGAGGUCCAGGUGAGGUUAGAGGAACACCUGGAGUGUGCAUGUGCGACCUCCAACCUGAACCCAGACCAUCGGGAGGAGGAGACAGGAAGGCGUAGGGAAUCAGGUAAAAAGCGGAAAAGGAAAAGGUUAAAACCCACCUAAGGCGGCCGACCAGAUGUGAGGUGAGAUGAGCCGGCCGCCCUCUCCCGGGACACGGAUGUGCGUGGCGUGUGACAUUCCUGAACAUACUAUGUAUGGUGCUUCAUUGCCAAUGUGCGUGCGGUCUUUGUUCUCCUCCGUGAAAAACUGUGUCCGAGGACAAAGAGACAGUGUCCGUUUGUUCAGUGUGACAUCAAAGCAAGUACUGUAGCACUCAGAGAGACAGUGAGAAAGCUUCCUUGUCACAGAGAGCGAAAACAAAACCACAAAAAAGAAAAAAAAAACAAAAAAAAAAUUAAAAACAAAAAAACAAAAAAAACAAAAACAAACCAAACCACACCCAACAACAAAAAAAAACCCCACCAGAAGAAACAAAAAGACUGAAGUGGGCGACGGAAGGGCCGCCCUGCAGGACUGACCCUCGAGAGGUGGCUGAUGUUGGCCACCACCCUGGAUUCUGCCCGUGGGCACAGGUGCUUUUCGCCAAGGACGCCUGGAGCCCGCCUGGGAUGCUGCCUGCCAGCUCCGUGGGAACUGAACAGGUGGGAGAUGCCCACGGCCUGGAAGCCACCACCUCGCUUGAGUCUGCCUAGGACCUUCCUGAUGGCCUUACGUGGAAUUUCUUUAUUUUCGUUUUCCUUUCCUUCUUUCUCUCUCUUUUUUUACACCAUGAAGUGAGUAAGCUUCUCCUUUUUAUUCUCUGCCUAGCUUUUUUUUUUUUUUUUUUUAAAUCUCUUGGAUGACAUUUUCGUCGAUAACACGCACGAGGCUGCUGUAAGUUGGGACAGCGAGACGGUUAUUUUUUUCCUAGCCAAACUAAUGAGGUGUAUUAAAAUAAACAUGAUAUACCUACCUAUCCAUUA
Mus musculus (house mouse) is the source of this 5946-nucleotide messenger RNA. It is a transcript of the gene Pdgfa, whose product is annotated as platelet derived growth factor, alpha. The transcript has 8 exons. Gene Ontology annotation, biological process: negative chemotaxis; platelet-derived growth factor receptor signaling pathway; positive regulation of cell population proliferation. The record is from RefSeq and is a predicted model, not a curated record. Gene Ontology annotation, cellular component: extracellular region; membrane; cell surface. Gene Ontology annotation, molecular function: protein homodimerization activity; collagen binding; platelet-derived growth factor receptor binding. NCBI's taxonomy places the organism in Eukaryota, Metazoa, Chordata, Mammalia, Rodentia, Muridae. Bases 4451 to 5086 code for a protein of 211 amino acids.